AAAUAUUUCACCGCCUGCUUUAAACAUUUUCUCGUCAUAAAAGGAGGCUUGUGUUUGUGAGAUUUCUCAUCGCAAUUGAAGUUAAACGCUUCUAAACCGUUUUAAAAAUGAAUAAUCAAUAUAAUUAUCAAGCUGAUGAUCGGAUUCGUCAGCAACAGGCUAAAGUUCAGGAGGUUGUUGGUAUAAUGAAAGACAAUGUGAAUCUCGUAUUAGAAAGAGAAACUCGUUUAGCAGAAAUUGAUACUCGGGCUGAUGAAUUACAAGUUCAAUCCAAACAGUUUCAGGCAGUUGCUGGUCGUGUACGAAGAAAAUACUUUUGGCAAAAUAUGAAGAUGUGGUUUAUUAUUGGAGGAUUAGCUGUUAUAAUUCUUGUGGUUAUUAUUGUUUGGUCCGUAUCUAACAAGCAUAAUUGAAGUAAUAAAUCCCAAAUCUGUUCACGAACUGAAUCUGGAACAUAUGAGCUUUGAUUAUGAUUGCUUUAUUUAUUAAAAAAAUAACUUAUGAUCUCAGAAAGUAUUUUGUAGUAGUUGAAAUGGGAGAUAAAUGCAAAUUGUCGAUCUUCAAAUUAAA
Schistosoma margrebowiei is the source of this 570-nucleotide messenger RNA. Lineage: Eukaryota; Metazoa; Platyhelminthes; Trematoda; Strigeidida; Schistosomatidae. The record is from the annotation of a GenBank genome assembly.